This is a messenger RNA of Apiotrichum porosum, 1230 nucleotides long. RefSeq names its product Cytosolic iron-sulfur protein assembly protein (gene CIA1). Lineage: Eukaryota; Fungi; Basidiomycota; Tremellomycetes; Trichosporonales; Trichosporonaceae. Gene Ontology annotation, molecular function: protein binding. Gene Ontology annotation, biological process: iron-sulfur cluster assembly. The transcript is spliced from 3 exons. The record is from RefSeq and is a predicted model, not a curated record. Gene Ontology annotation, cellular component: cytosolic [4Fe-4S] assembly targeting complex. Bases 1 to 1230 code for a protein of 409 amino acids.
AUGCCUCAGAUCCAGCUCGUGGCCGACCUGCCCGGCCACUCGGCGGCCGCAUGGUGCGUCGCCUUCAACCCGUCCCGCCCACUCCUCGCAUCGUGUAGCACGGACAAGACUGUGCGUCUGUUUAGCUACACCCUCCCGUCCGACUCGACGUUGUCGGACCCGUUCCCUGCUGCCGACGCUGCGACACCCAAGCUCCAGCUCGUCCAGUCCAUCCCGACAGAGCACAAGCGCACUGUUCGCUCCGUUGCGUGGGCUCCCGGAGGUCGCACCCUCGCCACAGCUUCUUUCGACUCGACCGUUGGCGUUUGGGAGGAAGUGGAAGCGGGCGAGAUGGGCGACGAGGGCGUGAGCGGUGCUGCUGGAGGGGAGAUGGAAUGGGAGUGUGUCACCACGCUCGAGGGACAUGAGAACGAGUGCAAGAGCGUUGGUUUCAGUGCCGACGGUGGCCUGCUGGCGUCGUGCUCGCGCGACAGGUCUGUCUGGGUCUGGGAGGUCCAACCAGAUGCCGACUUUGAGUGCAUCGCCGUCAUGAUGGACCACGGCGCCGACGUCAAGAAUAUCGCAUGGCACCCCAAAGAGGAGAUCCUUGCCUCCGCUUCGUACGACGCGCACAUCAACGUCAUGUUCGACGACCCAGACGGCGACUGGGGUCUCUUCCAGCGUCUCACCCCCACCCUCCCCGCUGCCGACCUGCACAUCCCUCAUUCUUCUGUGGCACUUGUUGCCGCCAUGGGCGACUCUCCCGCUGAAGCGGCCGCGAAUGCCAUCGAUGUCCCUCCCCUCGUCGAGGCCGAGACCGUCUGGUCCCUCGCCUGGUCCCCCUGUGGCCGCUUCCUCGCUUCGGGUGGCGACCGCGGUGGUAUCCGCCUGUGGGUGCGCAUGGGCUCCAACCCAGACUCGGAGCUGCACGAGGUGAUCCACACCAGCGCGCACAGGGGAGCGUGCUAUGCGUUGAGCUGGGGACCCGGUGGCGCCGCGGAUGGCGCCGGCCUUUUGGCAUCCGCUGGUGCCGACGGCCGUGUGAUUGUCUGGCAGGUCAAGGCUCUCACGGGCGACGGAGACGUCCCUGGUGCGACCAUUGAGCCAGUGGCGGCUAUGCGCGACGCUCACGGCGUUGCCGACGUCAACUCUAUUGCUUGGAACGUGAGGGAGGACGGCAAGGGUGCUGGCUUGCUGUCAAGCGCAGGUGACGACGGCAGUGUCAAGGUGUGGAGGGUCGUCAAGGAUUAG